Molecule: messenger RNA, 1085 nt
Organism: Syngnathus acus (greater pipefish)
Lineage: Eukaryota; Metazoa; Chordata; Actinopteri; Syngnathiformes; Syngnathidae
Gene: stx11a
Product: syntaxin 11a
Exons: 3
Coding region: 96-1001 (301 amino acids)
Biological process (GO): intracellular protein transport; exocytosis; synaptic vesicle fusion to presynaptic active zone membrane
Cellular component (GO): presynaptic active zone membrane; synaptic vesicle; plasma membrane
Molecular function (GO): SNARE binding; SNAP receptor activity
Source: RefSeq, a predicted model, not a curated record
CGCAUCCUUGUCGAGUGCGCGCAUGUUGAAACGCGCUCGCGUGUAACGGAAUCUACAAAAAGAGGAAACCAACACCGAGUGACUUGCUGCGGCCGAUGAGAAGCAAGGACAAGAUGAUCGACAGACUGAGCAAGCUCCGCGCCGUCGCAUCCAAGCCUCCGGAGGUGGUGGAGUACAACCUGGAGGUCAACGAGGGCGACCCGGAGCAGAAUGAAUGUACUGUGCCGCUUUUCAGCGGCCAGGAAGCUAUGGAGGGCAUCCACAGGGAGGUUCAGGUCAUCAGGAAGGAGAUCCUGUUCCUCAACAUGGAUGUCAAGCGUCUGGGCAAGGAGAGCAGUCGGUUCCUCACCUCGGUGCGGCGCUUUAGCAGCAUCAAGAGAGAUGCCAACGCUCUGGGGCGUGCCAUCAAAACCCGCGGGGAGGCGCUCAUGGCCCGGCUGGCGACGCUGGGAGGGAUGAGCGAGGAACUGGCCCGGGUGCACGGCGACUCCUCGGUUGUGGCCCGCGUGGCCCGAUGCCAGCACGCAGCGCUGACUGGGAACUUCCACCAGGCCAUGACGGAGUACAACCGCGCAGAGAUGGAGCAGCGGGAGAACUGCACGGCCCGCAUCCAACGGCAGGCGGCCAUCGUGGGGAAGGAGGUGACCCGGUGUCAGAUCGAGGAGAUGAUGGAGACGGGCAAGUGGGACAUGUUUGUGGGGGACGGCCUGCUGAUGACGGCGGACGUGCGCGGCGCCCGUUCGGCGCUGAGCGAAAUCGAGAGCCGCCGGCGGCAGCUGAUGGAACUGGAGGGCCGCAUACGAGACGUGCGAGACCUCUUCUUCCAGGUGGCGCUGAUGGUCGAGGAGCAGGGAUGCAAGGCGGAGCAAAUCGAAGCGCACGUGUACGGCGCCCGGGACUACGUGGUUGCCGCCGGUAACCACGUGCGGCAGGCGGUCAAAUACAAGAAGGCGAACCCUUGCAAGAAGAUCUUCUGCUGUUGUUUCCCCUGCUGCCAUUGAGGUGAACUAUAAUCUUUGGAUUUUAAAGGAAUGGGCGGAUUUUAAAUAAUGGUUUCAAGCCAUCAAAGCAGAGCACUGCCGAGU